UAUACUGCUAAAUUGCAAAUUGGUACAGCCAGACUUACAUUCUCCCAUGGCAAACCUAUUACUCUUUUCUUUAAUUCCCCUGUUUAUUCUGCGCUUCUGCUGCGGAUGUAUUGAGAGGGAAGAGAAAGCUCUUCUUCAAUUCAAAGCUGGCGUAAAUGACACUGAAAACAGACUGAGUUUUUGGGAAAAAGGAAGUGAUUGCUGCCUCUGGGACGGCAUAUCAUGCGAUGACAACAAUCAUGUAAUCGGUGUUGAGAUUGAUGGCGGAUUUAAAGGGGGAGUCCUACCUGAGAGCCUGUGCACCCUCACUUUUGUUGCAACCAUAAGCCUCUGUCACAAUGGAUUUACAGGUACUCUUCCUCCCUGUUUGGGAAACCUGUCUUCUCUCACACGACUGUCUUUAAGCGAUAAUAGGUUAAGUGGGAACAUUCCAUUGUCCUUUGCAAAAAUGUCUUCUCUUGUUGCCCUUGAUUUGGCAUCUAACAAUUUCGAAGGUGAAGCUGUCCUCACUACCAUUUGCAUGCUUAGUCUCACAAACCUUAGUGAGCUUUAUCUCGGUUCCAACCAACUGAAUGGAAGCUUACCGGCCUGUCUGGGUAGUUUUUCUUCUCUAACAAGCCUAGAUCUUUCUUACAAUCAGUUGAGUGGUAAUAUUCCGUAUUCUUUAGGCAUGAUUUCCUCGCUCGAAUAUCUUGAAGUUUCUCAUAAUGAUUUAAGUGGUUGUAUCCCGGAUUCCUUGGGUGGUCUCUCUUCACUGAAAUCCCUGUUUUUGUCUGACAACCAGCUAAGUGGAACCCUUCCCUCUUCAUUUUCAAGGCUCUCCUCCCUUACUAAUCUCCUUGCUCAGGGGAAUGCAUUCAACCAGAGUAUCGAUUCCUCAUCGCUACCCUCUUCACUUAUCUGGCUCUAUCUCACAUUGGACGGCCACCAGAUAAUUUCAGAGGCUUUCUUUCACAACCUUACCAAUUUAGCCUUUCUGUCCUUGUCCAAUUGUUUUCUUAAUAUCAGCACCACCUGGAUUCCCUCAUUCCAGUUAUUCCGCUUGUAUAUUACAUCAUGUUGAAUGG
This is a messenger RNA of Cryptomeria japonica (Japanese cedar), 1067 nucleotides long. Its product is annotated as receptor-like protein 19. NCBI's taxonomy places the organism in Eukaryota, Viridiplantae, Streptophyta, Pinopsida, Cupressales, Cupressaceae. The coding region runs from base 47 to 1063 and encodes 338 amino acids. The transcript has a single exon. Gene Ontology annotation, molecular function: protein binding. The record is from RefSeq and is a predicted model, not a curated record.